Molecule: messenger RNA, 1265 nt
Organism: Manihot esculenta (cassava)
Lineage: Eukaryota; Viridiplantae; Streptophyta; Magnoliopsida; Malpighiales; Euphorbiaceae
Product: non-functional NADPH-dependent codeinone reductase 2
Exons: 4
Coding region: 68-1042 (324 amino acids)
Cellular component (GO): cytosol
Molecular function (GO): aldose reductase (NADPH) activity
Source: RefSeq, a predicted model, not a curated record
GCCAAAAGAAAGGAGAGGUAUACUGCAUCCACCAACACCAAAACUUGUAAGAUUCUCUCUUCAAGGCAUGGACAACGCACAGAAGAAACCGAAGAUGACACUGGCUUCCUACUUCGGUCACCAGGAAAUGCCGGUAAUAGGCAUGGGGACAGCGGCGGACCCCUUCGAUGAAGCCACAAUGAAGACGGCGGUCCUGGAGGCGAUCAAGGUUGGCUACAGGCACUUUGAUACUUCUCCACUGUACAGGUCAGAAAAAGCUGUCGGAGAAGCCAUAGCUGAAGCUCUUAGCCUUGGCCUUAUUGGUUCUCGAGACGAGCUCUUCAUCACUUCUAAGCUGUGGUGCUGCGAUGCUCACAGCGAUCUUGUUAUCCCUGCUCUAAAGAAUUCCCUCAGGGUUCUUCAGCUAGAGUAUUUAGAUCUUUAUUUGAUCCAUUGGCCCAUCAGUUGUAAGCCAGGAAGAUUAAUGUUCCCAAUGCCUAAGGACGAGCUUCUGCCAAUGGACUUCAACUCUGUGUGGGCAGCCAUGGAAGAGUGCCAACAACUUGGCCUCACAAAGGCCAUUGGAGUUAGCAACUUCUCUUGCAAGAAGCUUGAACACUUACUUGCCUUUGCUACUAUCCCUCCUGCAGUAAAUCAAGUGGAGAUGAGCCCUCUCUGGCAACAGAAGAAGCUCAGAGGGUUCUGCAAGGCCAAUGACAUUGUAGUGACUGCUUACUCUCCUCUAGGAGCAAAGGGGACUCGCUGGGGCAGCAGUUUAGUUAUGGACAAUGAAGUACUAAAUGAGAUUGCAAAGACUCGUGGCAAGACUGUUGCUCAGGUUUGUCUGCGAUGGUUGUAUGAGCAAGGAACGAGUUUUGUGGUUAAGAGCUAUAGGAAAGAAAGACUGGAGGAGAAUAUGAACAUCUUUGAUUGGGCACUACUGAAAGAUGAUCAUGACAAGAUUAAUCAAAUCCCACAACAAAGAUUACAGCCUAAAGAACAACUAGUUUCAGCUAAUGGACCAUACAAGUCCCUUGAAGAACUAUGGGAUGGAGAGAUUUAACGUCAUCUUGUUCAAAUUGUAAAUUGAACUCCAGAGAAGUAUCUUGAAAAAUGAUGCGAACUUGUGUUGUAGAGUACUUGCUCCUUUAGCAUCGUCUUUUAAGCACCUAGAGCAUGAGUUGUGUAACAUGAAGCAAGAAAGCUAGAAGUUUCUUCUCAACUUUUCCCUGUAUUCUGCCUCUCAACGGCAACCUCUGUGAAUAUAAAUUGUCGGUGAAACUGAA